CUCUCAAUCUGAGUCUCUAGCGGGCGACUAACCUCCACCGGAGUAAACAGAUUGAGGCCCUAACAAACAAAACCUCCACUACCGAAGUGAAUUCGGUACAGAAUAGUGAGUUGGCUCCUCGACUAAAGUCACCAACUCCCUACCUUCAAUCAAGGAUGCUCGAUCAACCUAGGCAGAUAUUCUCAUUCUAGGUUAAAGCAGAAAUAACAGGAAUUUGAUCAGGAUUCAUGCCAUUCAAUCAUUCAAACCUCAAUUGAAUAUAAUCAAAUCAUAGAAUCAGUACUUGGGUUCAUACAAUCAAACCUAACAUACAAAUCUAGGGUUCUCCAUACCCAGAUGAAUGGGAGAACUACUCCAUGGAGAAAAAAGCAAAAGCAGAAUCAGACGCGGAAUUCAUACUGUGAAGGAUGGAUUCCUGCUCCUCGACGUUGAUCGGCACUUCUCCAAGCUCAAGCCAAGCUCCAAUGGUGAUGAAGAUCAAGCUAGGGCACUUGGGAACUCUUGUUCGUCGCUUUCUCUCUCUAGGAAUCGCUCUGUCUCUCUAAAAAUCGAAUCCCCUUCUGUUUUGGCUGAAAUCUGCCUAAAAGGGCAUCACUGGGCAAAACACGGUCGAGGGCACGGCCGUGCUUUGCUCCAGCCCGCCCGUGCUUUGCCCCGUGUUAAAAACACGCCCGCGCGCGUCGGCCAAAACACGGUCGUGCCUAAAUAUGGGCACGGCCGUGUUUUGAUUUAGGCGCGCCCGUGUUUUUACUCCCGAACCUGUUCCCCUAUAUUCAAUGCUUCGUUUCUCCCUCGUCCGGACUCCGAAUCAGUCGCCGUUUGAUCCCAGACGCUCAUAGUCUCGUCCUCUUUCUUUUCAUGACAAGCUUGCAUGAUUAUUUGUCCAUAAAGUGAGGUAGAAAUCCAUUCUUCUUCAGGUCAUGCCCGAGUUUCUUCUCCCGAAUCGCAAAUUGAUCUCUGAUUGACUUGAAACUUGCGCCUAUGCUUCACUUUAUGUGCUAAGACCUGAAAUGUGACAAAGGAACACAACCUAGCGUAAAAUAGGCCAAAGACGUGAUAAUUAAAUCUCAAACGAUCAAGAAACAAAGGGGAAAACAUGUGCAAAUAUCGAGUCAUCAUUCGGAUCAAGGGUGAUACAUUCCGGAAGUUUGGAUUGGCAGGCUCCUCUUUUUUCUGUUAACUUCCAUUGUUGUUUGGGAAGUAUGGACCGGCAAGCUCCUCUUUUUUCUCUCCAUUCUUUUGCAACAAGAAUUGUAGUUAACUUUCGCUUUCUUCAAUCAUCUGCUUGUACUAUGUUUAUGUACACUCUACGUGGUACGACAACUAUUUGUCUUUUAAAAGACAUGCAUGAAAAAAAAUUAUCGUUGUAUCUCGAUAAAGCAUAUGCUUUUUACUUUCGCUUUCAGAACGUGGACCUCACUUUGCUUAGAAACUGCAUUAUUUUUUAUAAUGGUGAUAAAUUUUAUUAAUUAAAAUAGGAGAAAGGGUACAGAGAAACCAGGAAACAAGUCUGGCAGACUUUAAUCACAACAAGCAAAGGACCCUAACAAUAGCAACAUAAGAACCACCACAGCGAAAUCACGAAGUCAUCAUCAGCAGGGUCGGGUCACAGACCCCAUCAGCCACGUUGGAACCUGAAGCCUAGGAAGAAGCUGCUCCCUCGCGUCGAGUCGCCAUUGAUCAGCAACAUAUUUAUCAACCUAGUUAGAGGCGCACAACCAGUCAUGGAUGCUGCAAAUGAUUAUGAAAUAGGUGCCCAGAAUUGAGCUAAAAUCAUCCCUAAAAAUUAACGUUUCUAGCCAAAUACGCCAAUAGAAGGUGUGUAAGAAUAAUUUAGUACACCACAUAUGCGGACUUGAAUUUGUAUCCCCCGGCCAUAUCCCAAUGGUGGAAGUGAUAUCUUAUGAAGGAGUCUGAACCCCGAAAAAAUUGCUCAUCACUCUCCACACUUCACGGGAGAAACUGCAGAGGAGGAAGAGAUGAUGUAUCGUCUCUUCAUUCUUGCCACAAAGCACUCAUCGACUUGGAAAGGACCAUCCCCUCCGUUUAAGAGUGUCGUGUGUGAGAAUUUUCUUCUGAAACACUAUCCACAUGAACACACAGAUCUUGUGAGGGAUGACGUCUAGCCAGAUCACCUUGACGGGGAAGUCACCUGUGUUGGAAAUGUUAUCCUUGAUGAGCUCCCCAUAUAGAGAACAAGCACUAGAGCCCUCCCCCUUUCAAAUUGUGAGUAAGCGGUAAAUCCCAAGAAAAACUCUCCCCUUGAUGCCUGACCACAUCGGCGAUCCUACAAUUCGGCGAGGCAGAAGCAGUAGCCACCCACGGGAAGUCCACAGCAAGAGUUCGACCCUGAAUCCACACGUCGUUCCAAUUAGGGGUGUACAUGGGUCGGGUGGUCCGGGUUUAGGCAUUUUAAUCACCCGACCCAUGCACUACGGUUUGGGAAAUAUUAAACCCAAACCCACCCAAAAAAAUCUAAACCCUACGGUUUGUUUCUAAUUGGGUUGGGUCGGGUUGGCGAUAUUUUUAAGUAAAAACCCAACCCAACUCAAAAUAUGUAAUUAUUCUACAUCAUAAAAAUAUUUUAUAACAAUUAAAAAUUCAAACGAAUAAACCGAGGUGAAAGGUAUCAAAAUUCACAAAUAUUGUUUGAAUUUUAAUAAAACUUGAUUUACUUC
Molecule: messenger RNA, 2678 nt
Organism: Linum trigynum
Lineage: Eukaryota; Viridiplantae; Streptophyta; Magnoliopsida; Malpighiales; Linaceae
Source: the annotation of a GenBank genome assembly